Messenger RNA from Mustela erminea (ermine), 5112 nucleotides. It is a transcript of the gene TMTC1, whose product is annotated as transmembrane O-mannosyltransferase targeting cadherins 1. The record is from RefSeq and is a predicted model, not a curated record. The transcript is spliced from 20 exons. Bases 129 to 2969 code for a protein of 946 amino acids. Gene Ontology annotation, molecular function: protein binding; mannosyltransferase activity. NCBI's taxonomy places the organism in Eukaryota, Metazoa, Chordata, Mammalia, Carnivora, Mustelidae. Gene Ontology annotation, biological process: protein O-linked glycosylation via mannose.
GGGUCCGGCUGCCGCCGCAUCAUGCCCGAGCCCACCUCCUGGCAGCCGCGGCGCGCCACCGGGGCCCCGGCCGGGGAGAAUGCCAGACGCCCGGGAGCGGCUAGGGCAGCGGCGGUGGCGGCGGCACGAUGGUGGUGACAGGCUCUGCCCGAGGCGGCGGCGGCAGCGGGGACCGCGCGCCCUCCCGGCGGCGGGGCUGCGGACUCGGGCCGGCCGGGGCCGCGGCGCUGCUGGCCGGGGCGAGCUGCCUAUGCUACGGCCGCUCCCUGCAGGGCGAGUUCGUGCACGACGACGUGUGGGCGAUCGUGAACAACCCCGACGUACGGCCGGGCGCCCCGCUUCGCUGGGGCAUUUUCACCAACGACUUCUGGGGCAAGGGCAUGGCCGAGAACACCAGCCACAAGUCCUACCGGCCGCUCUGCGUCCUCACCUUCAAGCUGAACAUAUUUUUGACUGGCAUGAACCCAUUCUACUUUCAUGCAGUGAAUGUGGUUUUACACUGUCUCGUGACUCUCGUCCUGAUGUACACCUGUGACAAAGCUGUCUUCAGGAACCAGGGACUGGCUUUUGCUACAGCGUUGCUUUUUGCUGUGCACCCUGUCCACACAGAGGCGGUGGCUGGAAUUGUUGGCAGAGCUGAUGUGUUAGCAUGCCUGCUGUUUCUGUUGGCCUUUCUCUCCUACAAUAGGAGUGUGGACCAGCAUCAUGUUGGGGAAUGUUUCCCUCCCACCACUUCUCCAUUCUUCUUGCUGCUCAGUUUGUUUCUGGGGACCUGCGCGAUGCUGGUCAAAGAGACAGGCAUCACGGUGUUUGGAGUGUGCUUGGUUUACGAUCUCUUUUCCCUGUCUCACAAGCAAGAGAAAUCAAGCAAUGGGGUCAUCCAUCAACGCAGCCCACAGCAGCCUGCGAGCCCUCAGCCCUCCUCUCUGCCUGUGCACCCUCACCGGGAGAAUGGGAAGCAACAGCGAUUUCCUCACCGAGGAGCUUGGGGUGGUUGCCACUCCCCAUCGCCGCCAGAACCCAAGAGCAGUGGAUUCCCAGUGUCUCCUCGAGCCAUGUGGUCCGUGAUGAGGUAUCUGACAGCAAGGAGCAAUAGGCAUUUCCUGCUUGCCAUGAGGCCAUUCUUAAAAAGGGCCACUUUGGUCAUAAGUUACGUGAUUGUCGUUUUGUACUUCCGUCUGUGGAUCAUGGGAGGAUCUAUGCCCCUCUUUUCAGAGCAGGAUAAUCCAGCUUCAUUUUCGCCUUACAUUCUUACGAGGUUCCUUACCUAUUCCUACCUCUUGGCCUUCAACGUGUGGCUUCUGCUUGCACCCGUUACCCUGUGUUAUGACUGGCAAGUCGGCAGUAUUCCUCUGGUAGAGACCAUAUGGGAUGUGCGGAACUUAGCCACCAUCCUUCUGGCAGUUUUCAUGACCUUACUGAGCCUUCAUUGUUUAGCAGCCUUCAAGAGACUGGAGCACAAGGAAGUUUUAGUGGGCUUGUUGUUCCUGGUUUUCCCGUUCAUUCCAGCCAGCAAUCUCUUCUUCAGGGUGGGUUUUGUGGUGGCCGAGAGAGUCCUUUACAUGCCUAGCAUGGGCUACUGCAUCCUUUUUGUGCACGGAUUGAGGAAGCUCUACACAGGGCUGAAUCGUUGGGGGGCUACCACCCUGACCGUGUGCACUGCGCUGCUGCUGCUUCUUUUCUCCUGGAAAACUGUGAAGCAGAAUGAAAUUUGGCUGUCAAGAGAGUCCCUGUUCAGGUCUGGAGUUCAGACUCUGCCUCACAAUGCCAAGGUUCACUAUAACUAUGCCAAUUUCCUGAAGGACCAGGGUCGUAACCGGGAAGCCAUCUACCACUACAGAACAGCCCUCAGGUUGUAUCCUCGCCACGCAAGUGCCCUGAACAACCUUGGAACACUGACGAGAGACACAGCAGAGGCAAAGAUGUACUAUCAGAGGGCUCUCCAGCUAAAUCCGCAGCACAACCGGGCUCUUUUCAAUCUCGGGAAUCUCCUUAAGUCCCAGGAGAAAAAAGAAGAGGCUAUCACCUUGCUGAAGGACUCCAUUAAAUACGGUCCCGAGUUUGCAGAUGCGUAUUCUAGCUUAGCUUCAUUGUUGGCCGAGCAGGAGAGAUUUAAGGAGGCUGAGGAGAUAUACCUGGCUGGAAUAAAGAACUGUCCAGACAGCUCAGACUUACACAACAACUAUGGGGUUUUCUUAGUUGAUACUGGCUCUCCAGAGAAGGCAGUGGCCCAUUACCAACAGGCCAUUACACUAAGCCCAAGUCAUCACGUGGCCAUGGUGAAUCUGGGGAGGCUCUACAGGUCCUUGGGAGACAACAGUGCCGCUGAAGAAUGGUACAAACGGGCCCUGCAGGUGGCACGCAAAGCAGAGCUAUUAUCACCUUUGGGAGCACUGUAUUAUAACACAGGCCGGUAUGAUGAAGCUCUGCAGAUUUACCAGGAAGCCGCAGCACUAGAACCUUCUCAAAGGGAGCUCCGCCUGGCCCUGGCUCAGGUUUUGGCUGUGAUGGGUCAGACAAAAGAAGCUGAGAAGAUGACCAACCACAUUGUGUCAGAAGAGACCGGAUGCCUUGAGUGCUACCGCCUGUUGUCAGCAAUCUACAGCAAGCAGGAGCUCCACAACAAGGCACUUGAUGCUAUCGACAAGGCUCUCCAGCUGAAACCAAAGGACCCAAAAGUUGUAUCUGAACUUUUUUUCACAAAAGGAAACCAACUAAGAGAGCAGAAUCUUCUGGAUAAAGCUUUUGAGAGCUAUAAAGCUGCCGUGGAGCUAAAUCCAGAUCAAGCACAGGCCUGGAUGAACAUGGGUGGAAUCGAACACAUCAAGGGAAACUAUGUGUCUGCAAGAGCUUAUUACAAGAGAGCCUUACAGCUGGUUCCAGACAGCAAACUGCUGCAGGAAAAUCUUGCCAAGUUGGAUCGCCUAGAGAAACGAUUACAAGAAGUUCGAGAAAAGGAUCAGACGUAGCCAUGUUUGGCCCAGUCUUGAGGGACAGUGCUGGUGCUUCUGGAAGAGGAAGAAGUGUUGGAGGCCUUCACCUCAGCAGGGGCACAACAGAGAAGUUUUCCGCUCGCUCUGAGUUUGGGGAGGCACGUUUUUGGAUGCCCGCUGGUAACCCUGUGCUGAGGGACUUGCAUUUCCACGGAAGAAGACAGCAAGCAAGGGUUCCAUCUGAGAGGAAGUAAAACAACUACUACACGUUUUGCAGAUUUUUGUUGGCUUUCAUUCCAGAUUUCCCUUCAUCUGUUUCUCUGCUUUUCCAACCUAAGAAUCUAAUUCCAUCUCAGUGUCGACUUUUAUGUCCUAGAAAUAGAGAGGCUUAAAUGCUCUGACAGCAGAGCAGCUCUUCCUUGUGAGAUGAGAUAUGUCCUAGAGGGAAAAAAAUCUCUGGGAUAAACCAUCUGGGUAAUUCCACCAAGAGGUAACUCAUUUAGUUCUCCAGAACUAGAAAUGAGUAUCUAAUAGUUUUUGUAGAAUCUUCUGGACUAUUUGGGGGAAACGGUGUUGUUAAGUGAGCUUUAUCUAAUACCCCCCGAGGAUAUUGCUAGAGCCCAAAAGAGUGAAUUAAAUUCCACUCUGAUGCAAGCUUUUCCCAUUGCCCGAUAAAACAAAAAGGAAGCCUCUGGGAUUGUGUAUGGGUAUUCUCAUCCCUGGGGGAAAAUCAAGGAUCUUGGUUCCUCUAAUUUCUUUAUGGAAAUGUUUAAGAUUAUUUUAAUUUUAUUACAAGUAUUACUAGAGUAGUGAUACUGCUCUAAGAUUUCAGAAGUGCUUUUAGAAUCAUUAAUGUUUCUGACUCCACAUACAUUGUUAUUUUGGUGGAGAAAAAAUAGUAUAUUCUACAUGAGAAAUAUUAAAGAUAUUAACUAAGAGAAAUGCUCUACUUUAUUAUCUUAACAUUCAGUCAUCCAGAGAUUUAUUAUUUUUUUGAAAACUAUAUUUAAUCACUGAAAAUGCUAUACAAUAUAUCACAAAAAUCUUCAUAGACUAUGAAGAGGUUUGAAGAGAAGCUCUAUUGAUUUGUCUACUGAAAUUUAAUGAGAAUUCUGUGCUGUAGAACAUGAGUGAUGGAAAUCCAGAGUUCUUGGUUCUGUAUUUAUAAUAUUGGAGAGUUCUUGGCAAAUGCUCAAAAAAUCUAGGGGAGAAAAAAGUCUAAAUUCAUAAUUAUAAAAAUACAUAUUUAUAUUUAAAAGACAGAGGCCAGCAAAGUGGAACUUAACAAUUUGACAUUUGUUUUUAGUGUUAUUUAUUUUGUAACUUAUAAAAUAUAUUUAAUAUAUAUAUAUAUAUAUAUACACACGCAAAUUUUUUUCUCUGUACAUAGUGGUUUUAAUAGCAGCUUUCAGAACUGAUCAUACAGAAAUCACAAAUCUGAAUUACAAUGUAAAGUUUUAACAGCCCCUCAAAAAACUUGUAUUGAUGAUUCACUUGGCAAAGCUAAAGAAAUUAGGAAGUGGAGUGCAGUGUUUGGGUGGUAAUAUAUUUUGAAAGUGAAGAAGUUGGAACACCUGAUUCUAAUUUGGUCAUCUUCAUAAAUUAAAAAAAGAAGAAGAGAAGAGAAGGAACCACUCUGGGGAGUGCUGUUUGCAGGCUAAGCCAGGUGGCCUGCAGAUGUCAUAGCCCAAAGGUGUGCGGAUUUCACUUGCUCAGGCCAGGAUAGGGUAAAAAGCCUUCUUCUUUUCAACACUGCCCCUGUGUGUUAUUUUUUGUCAAGGUAAGUCUAGUUAAAAGAACUUCGCUGUAAAGGGAUGAUGCAAGGCAUAUUUUAAAUGCAAAGGAUUCCAGAAUUUGAAUUAACAUACAUGUGUUUGUACGUAUCAGUAAUCCAACAAUCUCUAUAUAUUGCCACUGUGAUCUUCUGUUUCUAGUAGUCUUUCAACCUUAUAUGUCAUAAAUUUGUCCAAGAUUUUACUUAAAAUAUUUUCAUUCUCCUCAAAAUUAUACUUUUAUGUCCUAAGGCCAGGAAAUGUAUCACAGUGUUCAUUAAAUUAUCAAUCCACCCCCAAAUUGGGGGUGGGGGGAAUGAAGCCCUAGCUAAAAAACAGUAUCUGAGACUUAAAUCACAACUUUUUAGAAUAAUCUGUAACCAAGACUCACACCCAGGAAGUUAACA